Thamnophis sirtalis is the source of this 508-nucleotide messenger RNA. NCBI's taxonomy places the organism in Eukaryota, Metazoa, Chordata, Lepidosauria, Squamata, Natricidae. The record is from RefSeq and is a predicted model, not a curated record.
AAGGAACAAAGAAGGAAUGUGAUUGGCCUCAGCACAGAGAACUAGCUUACAUUCCAGGUUGGGGAGAAACCAUCACUUCAGCAUCAUUCUGUACUGCCACCAUGAGAACUUACCAUUACUUUUGGUUCCUGUUUUGGUUUGGUCCUCUUCACCAAAGUUAUUCUAUACCAUUAUCCAAAAAGACUACUGGCUUUCCAGAAAACCCAAAAGUUUUGGAUUUAUCUAGAAACAGCAGAAAAGAGCUUAGUCGUUCCAAAAGAAGCUGGAUGUGGAAUCAGUUCUUCCUUCUGGAGGAAUACACAGGUUCUGAUUAUCAGUACGUUGGCAAGGUACAUUUGUCAUGCAAGUGACUGCCACAGAUGCCGACGACCCCACCUAUGGGAACAGUGCUCGAGUUGUCUACAGUAUUCUCCAGGGACAGCCAUAUUUUUCUGUUGAGUCUGAGUCAGAAAAGUUGGGAAAGUGCGAAUUUGAACUCCUGCCAGCAUACACUCUUGACCUACUGUAA